UGGCCAGCUGUCAGAGACAGCGAACAUCUGUUCACACCGCACCGAAGCCUCGACUAGCCCCCUGAUAUUAAUUCGAGGCUGCCCCAUGGUACCUGUACGCGUAUUCGACACAGGUGAGGCGAACUUGCAGCAAACAGGCUUUGAUUGAGCUAUGCAACCAAGCGAUGCCCACGAUAGGUGCACCGCUCCGCAAAUGGACGCUCUUCCUGCUCCUCUUCUGCAGCAUACCGACAACUGCAGCAGCUCAGGCAGCGAAUGAGACGCAGUCAGUCGAGCCAGGCGCCACCGCUGCUGCAUCUGAGAGCUCCACAGCACAGCAUGCACCCACCUCGUAUCGGGCUUCGACUUCUCGAUCUCGCAAGUACAGCGAUACCGAGACCUCAUGUCCAUUCCGCACGAUAAACUACAUUACGCAUACGCUGCCGCAGCAAUGCGCGAAGACGAGCUGGUCGGCGCCGGGCGAGACCGCCUCCACGAGUGGAACGACUGCUGACGCAGGCGUCUCGCAGACAUCAAUACCCGGGCCAAGAGAAGGGGUCGAGGGCAACGCAGAGGAAGAGAGAGGCCGCGCAACCUCAAUAAUAGUCCCAGAGGCAGAGGAGACUGGCCAUACUGGAAGCGCAACGGACAGCGACACUGGAAGCGCAGAGUCAGAGGCGGAGCUGGAGACAGACUCGCCUUUUGACAACGCUAAUUUCCUCUCUUUUGAGGAGUGGAAGAAGAAGAACUUGGCCCAGAUUGGCCAGUCGCCUGAGAACGUCGGCCAAGGGCGUGCUGCUGCAUCAAACCAACCUGCACGAAGAAGACCCGUCAAUGUGAAUGCUCUAGACUCACUAGGUGAUGAUGCAGAGAUAGAGAUCGAUUUCAGCGGCUUCGGCACUCCAGCGGCGGGCGAGAACGUAGCGAAGAAUGCUCACUCGGAGACACGAGAUGCGGAUGCUACCAAAGCUACAGGAGACGGCAAGGUUGCGCCAAGUUCAUGGGCGCUCAGCAAAGAUGCGGGAAAGACAUGCAAAGAACGCUUCAACUACGCCUCGUUCGACUGCGCAGCUACCGUUGUGAAGACAAACAAGCAGGCGAAGAGCUCUUCCUCCAUUCUAGUAGAGAACAAAGACAGCUACAUGCUCAACGAGUGCUCUGCCGGGAACAAAUUUCUCAUUGUUGAGCUCUGCGAUGACAUCCUGGUCGAUACCAUCGUCCUUGCCAACUACGAGUUUUUCUCGUCCAUGUUCCGCCAUUUCCGUGUCAGCGUAUCAGACCGCUAUCCGGUGAAGCUGGAAAGAUGGCGGAUGCUGGGGACUUUCGAGGCGCGUAAUUCCCGUGACAUCCAACCUUUCUUGAUCACGGAACCACAGAUUUGGGCCCGGUAUCUGCGAAUUGAGUUUCUGACGCAAUUUGGCAAUGAGUUCUACUGCCCUCUUAGUCUGUUACGUGUUCAUGGUACGACUAUGAUGGAGCAGUUCAGACGAGAAGAGGAGGAAGCGAGGGGAGUGGACGAUGAUGAGGAGCUUGAUGAGGCUACUCAAGUGGAUCUUGUUAAGCCAGCUGAAGAUAGCGGGCCGUUACGACCCGAUCAGAUUCCGAUCCAACCAGCGAAGAUGGACAGCUCAAGAUCAGAGGUAGUCUCUAGUGACAAUGCAUCGCCCUCAGUUGUCCCUGAGGAUGCCAAUGCUAGAUCGACCCAAAUAUUACAACAGCCUCAAGCUGCUGAAUCGUCAGCUGCGCAAACAGCAGAAGCUACGCCCCCGAGCCAGCCAACUGAUGCGCAUGAGCACUACGCCUCUAUCACCACAGGGUCGUCACGCUCUCCACCAUCUGGCAGACCAAGCCCAGUCGAUAGUAAGAAGAAUACCACAGCAGUGGAUAGCAGCCAGCCUCCUGAACCGCCCUCAUCAACGAACAAAACUGAGUCUUCGCCACAAACUCCGAGCUCUGCAUCGAGUCCUUCAACCAUCACCAGGUCACCAGUAGUAUCGAGCAACGACGACGGAAUCAAACCGACCACCAAUGUUACGGCAUCCGCGCCUGCAGACAACUCAUCCGUCAAAGCUUCAAGCAACGGCACGGUCGCCAACCCACCCGCCCAAACGCAGUCGCGCGGCUCACCCACACAGCCUAAUGCUGCUGCCCCAUCAACACAAGAGUCGUUCUUCAAAUCCAUCCACAAACGCCUGCUAUAUCUCGAAGCCAAUAGCACAUUGUCUCUCAAAUACAUCGAGGAGCAGUCCCGCAUCCUACGAGACGCCUUCGUGAAGGUAGAGAAGAGACAAUUGGCCAAGACGGAAAAGUUUCUAGAUCACCUGAAUUCCACUGUCAUGCAAGAGCUCAAGAGCUACCGCAACAUGUAUGAUCAGCUAUGGCAGAGCACCAUCAUCGAGCUUGAGGGUAUGAAGGAGCGGCAGAAGUCUGAGAUGGGGGAGAUUGGCACAAGACUUAGCCUGAUGGCGGACGAGCUUGUCUGGCAGAAGAGGAUGGCCGUUGUACAGUCUACCCUUCUUCUCCUCUGCCUCGCCUUGGUUCUCUUUGUGAGAUCAGGUACGCUGGGCUCGGCAGCUGAUGUACCCAUCGUACAGCAACUGGGGAGUAAGUACACCAGCUUUUUUGAGUCGUCGCCGCCAAGGAGCCCAGCGACGUCUGGUAUGACUAGAAGGAGAAGCACAUUUAGGAAUAUGUGGCGAAGUGAUACGUCAGCUGGCUUGACCGAUCAUCAGAGUCACGAACAACAUGCUCUUUCCGACCCGGAGACAGAUGGCGCAAGGAGUCCUGGUGGCCAAAUCCAAUACAGCCCGCCUACACCGAACACGCCUGGUGCGUUAGGGGCACAUGAUGCAGUUGCGGAUGCGGGCGUCAACGGAACCAGCACUGAUUCAACCCAAGAGCAAGACGCCGAGUUUCCAACACCAAGCCCUGGCGACCAAGCGAGGCGCGUACAAGUUCUGGAAACCCAAUCGGGUCCCGCUACACCAAACGGUACACGCGAUAACAGACCCUCGUGGGAGGAAGUGGAUCGCGCCAUGGAUGAAUUGAAGGUAGAAGCACAGAAGACGACGACACCCAAAUCAAAGAAGAAGAAGAAGCGGUCUCAGCUGAGAAGGGCGCAAAGUAGCUAUGAUGGUAGGGUGGAUGACUCGGCUACGGAUGUUAGCAGGGGGUCACUUUAUAUGGAUUGAGCCAUUUUUCACUUUUACGGCGUUACUGGGUAAGUUUAUCUCUGAGCAUUGCAUGCCUCGGCGUUCAACUAGUCUACGGCAUAUGAGGCAUGGAGUUUCUGGGAGGCGUUUGGGAGCAUCAAACAACUAUUGGCUCUUUGUUAUGAAUUGUACAUAAUGAGCUUCACGAAUAUGUCAAUGUAGUCACAUCCUCAGUCAAUGCAAAUGAAGAUCUCAGAGAAAGCG
Messenger RNA from Cucurbitaria berberidis CBS 394.84, 3395 nucleotides. RefSeq lists its product as uncharacterized. Lineage: Eukaryota; Fungi; Ascomycota; Dothideomycetes; Pleosporales; Cucurbitariaceae. Gene Ontology annotation, biological process: protein folding in endoplasmic reticulum. Bases 165 to 3170 code for a protein of 1001 amino acids. Gene Ontology annotation, cellular component: cytoplasm; membrane. The transcript has a single exon. The record is from RefSeq and is a predicted model, not a curated record.